AUGUCCACUGCUAAGCGUGGCGGAGGAGCCAAGAAAAAGAGCUCCGACGAGUCAAAAGCAGUGGAUGAUCCUCGUAGCGAGGAAAUCUCCGGCACAGGUGACAAAACGUCAUCUCGCGGCGAGGAAGUUACGCCUCCAAAGCCACCAAGUGCGGGAUUUACGGCACGCGAAGGCGCCAAUAAGUUACUGAAUCUCGCGCUAAAGGGCGAAUGGCAAGGUGUCGAAGCUGUCGUGAAACAACUGGAGAAAGCUGUCGCGAAUGCAAAUGACGAUGCAAAGCAGCCACUCGCAAAUGUGCUCGAUUUCGGCACGGGCAUGACGCCACUCAUGAUGGCUGUGAAGGAAAACAAGACAAGCAUAAUUGAUCGUCUAAUCGAGCUUGGAUCAGAUGUCGGUGCCAGAAGUAAUGACAAUUAUAAUGUACUGCAUAUUGCGGCAAUGUUCUCAAGGGAGGAUGUCGUCAAACUACUGCUGACGAAACGUGGCGUGGAUCCUUAUUCAACUGGCGGAACGCGACUUCAAACGCCAGUGCAUUUGGUAGCAAGUCGUCAAACAGGAACUGCUACCUCGAUUCUGCGAACGCUUCUUGCGGCCGCUGGAAAGGAUAUCCGUUUAAAAACAGACGCUCGCGGAAAAAUCCCGUUACUCCUGGCUGUGGAAGCUGGCAACCAGUCUAUGGUCAGAGAGCUGCUCUCAGCUCAAACGGCGGAUCAAUUGAAAGCAACAGAUGCGAAUGGCGACACACCAUUACAUUUGGCAGCACGUCGACGAGAUGUCGAUAUGGUACGGAUAUUGGUCGACUAUGGCACGAAUGUGGAUUCACAAAAUGGAGAGGGUCAAACGGCGUUGCAUAUAGCAGCGUCUGAAGGAGAUGAGCAGUUAGUCAAGUAUUUCUAUGGGGUGAGGGCUUCUGCGGCGAUUGCUGAUAAUCAAGAUCGUACUGCAAUGCAUUUGGCAGCGGAAAAUGGUCAUGCAACGAUCAUUGAAAUCUUAGCGGAUAAAUUUAAAGCAAGUAUUUUCGAACGUACCAAAGAUGGAAGUACCCUCAUGCAUAUCGCUUCGCUCAACGGUCACGCGGAUUGUGCCAUGAUGUUGUUCAAGAAGGGCGUUUAUCUGCACAUGCCGAACAAAGGAGGCGCCAGAAGUAUUCACACUGCUGCACGAUACGGUCACGUUGGCAUCAUUAACACGCUGCUGCAACGAGGCGAAAAAGUUGAUGUGACGACAAACGAUAAUUACACUGCCCUACAUAUUGCCGUGGAAUCGUGCAAACCGGGUGUGGUUGAGACGUUGCUCGGUUUUGGAGCGGAAGUGCAUGUCAGGGGUGGCGACAAGAAGGAAACUCCGUUGCACAUUGGGGCGCGUGUCAAGGAAGGGGCUCGGUGUGCUCUUAUGUUACUCAAAUCAGGUGCCAAUCCAAAUAUUGUUACCGAAGACGGGCAAUCGCCGUUGCAUGUCGCCGCGAAAUACGGUAACGAUGAGACAUUAGACUUGUUGCUCGAAGAUGGCGGAGACGCCUUGUUACAAUCAAAUAUCGGUGAAACGCCCCUCCAUCUCGCAUGUCGUCGAUGUCAGCCAAUAAUUGUAGAAAAGUUGAUCGAAUGGGUCAAAGACAAGCAUGGACCGGAAGUUGCGGCGCAAUAUAUCAACACCGUCAACGAAGAUGGAGCAACAGCUCUUCAUUACGCGUGUCACGUUGUCAAAGAUGAAGUUGUUGUCCCCAACUCUGAUCGCGAAAUCGUCAAAAAACUGCUUCAAAAUGGCGCCGAUGUCUCACUCCAGACAAAAACCACGGCAGAAACGUGUUUCCAUUAUUGUGCUGUUGCCGGCAACAACGACAUCCUCACAGAAAUGUUAUCACACAUGACAGCAACCGACAUCCAGAAAGCAAUGAAUCGUCAAUCGGGCGUCGGAUGGACCCCACUACUGAUCGCUUGUAAUCGAGGGCAUAUGGAGUUCGUCAAUAAUCUGCUGGCAAAUCAUGCAAGAGUUGACGUGUUCGAUAACGAGGGUCGAUCCGCUUUGCAUUUGGCUGCCGAACAUGGUUUCCUGCAAGUUUGCGACGCACUUCUCACCAACAAAGCAUUUAUUAAUUCCAAAUCUCGCGUUGGGCGAACAGCACUUCACUUGGCUGCGAUGAACGGUUUUACGCAUCUCGUUAAAUUCUUGAUUCGAGACCAUAAUGCCGUUAUAGAUAUUUUAACGCUGCGCAAACAGACACCUUUGCACUUGGCAGCUGCAAGUGGGCAAAUGGAAGUUUGUCGAUUACUGCUGGAACUUGGUGCGAAUAUUGAUGCCACUGACGAUUUGGGCCAGAAACCCAUUCAUGUCGCUGCUCAAAAUAACUAUUCCGAUGUGGCGAAGCUUUUUUUGACGCAACAUCCGAAUUUGGUAAUGGCGACGAGUAAAGAUGGCAACACUUGUGCUCAUAUUGCUGCCAUGCAAGGUUCCGUCAAAGUAGUUGAGGAGCUUAUGAAGUUCGAUAGGAAUGGCGUGAUAUCAACAAGGAACAAAUUAACGGAUUCGACGCCCUUGCAACUUGCUGCGGAAGGCGGGCAUGCGGAUGUCGUCAAAGCUUUGGUGCGUGCGGGAGCCUCCUGUACGGAAGAAAACAAAUCUGGCAUGACCGCCGUGCAUUUGGCUGCUCAAAACGGACAUGGACAAGUCUUGGAAGUCAUGCGCAGCUCAAAUUCGCUUCGAAUCUCGAGCAAAAAACUCGGAUUGACACCUUUGCAUAUCGCCGCGUACUACGGACAAACAGAUACGGUGCGCGAAUUGCUCGUUAAUGUACCUGCCACAGUGAAAUCUGAUCCACCAAGCGGAAUGUCUCUCGUACCUGAGCUGGGAACAGAGUCGGGAAUGACGCCGUUGCAUCUCGCUGCCUAUUCGGGAAACGAAAAUGUCGUCAGGCUGUUACUUAACUCGCCUGGCGUUCAAGUUGAUGCGGCAACAACCGAAAAUGGCUUCAAUUCGUUGCAUUUGGCGUGUUACGGAGGUCAUGUUUCGAUCGUCGGAUUGCUUCUGAGUCGUUCUUCGGAACUUUUACACAGCGUGGAUCGACAUGGGAAAACCGGUUUGCAUAUCGCUUCGAUGCACGGACAUUUUCAGAUGGUUGAAGUCCUGUUGGGACAAGGUGCGGAAAUCAAUGCGACAGACAAAAAUGGAUGGACUUCGUUGCAUUGCGCUGCGAAAGCGGGUCACUUGGAUGUUGUGAAGCUUCUGACGGAAUCCGGGGCUCAACCAAAGUCCGAAACGAAUUACGGUUGUGCUCCAAUUUGGUUUGCGGCAUCCGAGGGGCAUUACGAUGUCCUGAAAUAUCUCAUGCAUCGCGAACACGACACCUAUUCCCUGAUGGAGGACAAACGUUUUGUAUAUAAUCUCAUGGUUGUCUCGAAAAAUCACAACAACAAGCCGAUACAGGAGUUUGUAUUGGUGUCGCCAGCUCCCGUGGAUUGUGCUGCAAAGUUGUCCAAUAUUUAUAUUAUUCUGUCAACGAAGGAAAAAGAGCGUGCGAAAGAUCUUGUUGCUGCUGGAAAACAAUGUGAAGCAAUGGCAACUGAACUUCUGGCAUUAGCAGCUGGAGCAGAUUCCGCAGGACGCAUCUUGACAGCCACCGAUCGUCGAAAUAUGGAAUUUCUCGACGUUCUGAUAGAGAAUGAGCAGAAAGAGGUUAUUGCACACACAGUCGUACAAAGAUAUCUUCAGGAAUUAUGGCGCGGUAGCUUAACAUGGCCUGCUUGGAAACUCAUGCUACUUUUCAUCAGUUUCAUCCUCUGCCCGCCCGUUUGGAUCGUCUUCACGCUUCCCUUAGGUCAUAAGUACAACAAAGUCCCAAUCAUUAAAUUUAUGUCGUACCUCACCUCACACAUCUACCUAAUGUUGCAUCUCAUGAUUGUCGGCAUCACCCCAAUUUACGCCGUCGUUCGUCCCAGCUUGCUGCCAUAUUGGUACGAAUGGGGCCUUCUCGUGUGGCUUAGCGGAUUACUUCUCUUCGAACUGACAAAUCCGAGCGAUAAAUCCGGUUUGGGCAGCAUAAAAUUACUCGUGUUGCUGUUUGGCAUCGCUGGCGUCGGCGUGCACGUUUGCGGAAUGGUUUUUGUCGAGAAAAAGUACUGGCCAACGUUACUUUACUGCCGCAACCAAUGCUUCGCUCUGUCCUUCCUGCUGGCUUGCGUACAAAUUUUGGACUUUUUGUCGUUCCAUCACCUGUUCGGACCGUGGGCCAUCAUCAUUGGCAAUCUCCUGAAGGAUUUGGCGAGAUUUUUGGCUGUUUUGGCCAUCUUCGUGUUCGGUUUCUCGAUGCACAUUGUCGCGCUGAAUCAAUCUUUCAAGAAUUUGAGUCCUGAUGACAUACGACGAUUGUCGAGAACAGCAGCGGGAGCUCCUUACUUCUCCGAUGUUCCAAUGACACCCAUUAUCGCAUUUGAGCGUCUCUUUUUCGCCGUUUUUGGACAAACGUCGCCCGAUGACAUUAACUCGCAGCGCCAUUUGCGUCCCGAUUGGACCGAAAAUUUAUUUAAAAUCGUUUAUGGCGUUUACAUGCUGGUCUCCGUCGUUGUACUAAUCAAUUUACUUAUUGCUAUGAUGUCGGACACGUACCAACGUAUUCAGGCUCAAUCAGAUAUCGAGUGGAAAUUCGGAUUAUCGAAGCUGAUUCGGAACAUGCAUAGAACGACGACAGCUCCCGCUCCUCUCAAUCUCAUCACUACUUGGCUCAUGUGGAUCAUCGAGGUUUGCAAGGCUCGGAUAGCAAAGAAGAAACGCCCCAGUUUGAUGCAAAUGAUGCAUCUACAGCAAGGUAGACAAAGUCCCCGUUCUAAAGCAGGUGCUAAAUGGUUAUCUAAGAUAAAGAAAGACUCGUCCACUGCUUUAUCAGUUGUACAUUUGUCGCCUCUAGGAUCGCAAGUUAGUUUUUCGGCAGCAGCAACGACGCGCAUCGAAAAUGUCGUGGAUUGGGUGCAAAUUGCCAACAAAUAUCGCGCACUGAUGGGCGACGAGGAAGAUCGCAGCAGCAUGAGUCACGCCGACACGGAUCAGGAAUCGGGACACGCUGAUGGCGCCGCUCAAGUUGUUCGAUUAAAUCCAAUCACGUCAUUUGAAUUACUCUUCUUUGCUGUAUUUGGUCACGUGGUUACCGAUCAAACGAUUGUCGAUAAAUUUGAUGAAAACAGCAAGAACGAUCGAACGCAACCCGAGUGGUGUGACUACUUUUUCAAGCUGAUCUUCGGUAUUUACAUGUUGGUGUCGGUAAUUGUCUUGAUCAAUCUCCUCAUUGCUAUGAUGUCGGACACGUACCAACGAAUUCAAGCCCAAUCGGAUAUUGAAUGGAAAUUUGGAUUGUCCAAGUUGAUCAGAAACAUGUUUCGAACGACGACUGAAGCACCUCCGCUGAAUUUAGUCACGACAUGGGUCAAGUGGAUUUUCUAUAAUUGCAGCUCGUUUCAGCGGUAUCACGGAAAGAAUAAGAGAGUGAGACAAAUUGAGGUUACGCGGUACUUUGGAAAACCUGAUCCAAAAACAAAAGCAGCUGCUAAGUGGCUCAAAACUACGGAACAAGCAGCAAAAGCACGUCAAGAAUCUGUCGACGGUUCUACUGUCAAUGUAAAAGGCAAACCCAAUCGUUUUUCCGAGCCAGAAGCCAAAAAAGUCUCAAUUGAAAAAGUAAUCGAUUGGCUAAUGAUCGCCAACAAGUUCCGCGAGAUCUCCGGCGAUGAAGAAUAUCUCGAAAACAUGCAGAACCAAGAAACGGAAAACGAUGAAAACGUAGAAGCUAGAGUAGCAGCUGCCGCCGCCGCUGCAGCAGUUGGAGCUGUUGUCUAA
This is a messenger RNA of Culicoides brevitarsis, 5820 nucleotides long. RefSeq lists its product as uncharacterized. Lineage: Eukaryota; Metazoa; Arthropoda; Insecta; Diptera; Ceratopogonidae. Gene Ontology annotation, cellular component: membrane. The coding region runs from base 1 to 5820 and encodes 1939 amino acids. The record is from RefSeq and is a predicted model, not a curated record. Gene Ontology annotation, molecular function: protein binding; calcium channel activity. Gene Ontology annotation, biological process: calcium ion transmembrane transport. The transcript has 18 exons.